AUGGUGCAGCCUGAAGAAGGAAAAUCAACAGUAUCAGGACAGAUAACAGUGUGGGAGGAGAUACCAAAAUCAAAAUUUAAUAUUGAAGGGGGAAGCAGAGAUCUAGAUGUGCAUACUAUAGAGCAUAAUUUGGAAGCAGCUGUUAGAGCAGGAGAUAUUUCACCAAAGUCUGUUAAUACCAUGGAAGCUUUUACAAGGUUGAUAAAACUGAAUCAACGAUACCAUUUUGGUUUUAUAGGCUUAAUGGAACCUUUUCAAGAUCCAGACAAGAUAGAGGAAUAUAGAAGAAGACUUGGAAUGGAGCAUGCAAUAGUUAAUAUAUCUGGUAAGAUUUGGGCUUUUGUGGAAGAAAUAUUUGACUAUUACAUAAUUAUGGAUCAUCAGCAGCAUUUAUCCAUUAAAUUAAGGGUUAGAGGAACCCAGGAGGAUAUGCUAGUGCCACUAGUGUAUGCAAAGUGUACUCAAGCUGAAAGAUUGGAUUUGUGGGACUCUCUGGAGGAUUUAUCUACUUCAGUUGAUAUUACUUGGAUUAUUGGGGGUGAUUUUAAUGCAAUAACUUCAGAUGAUGAGAAAUUUGGUGGUCUUCCAGUAACCAUUAAUGAAAUUCAGGAUUUUAGAGGUUGCAUCCAGAACUAUGGAAUAUCAGAUUUGGGAUUUAGUGGCAGUAAAUUUACUUGGUGGAAUGGCCAAAGUGGUGAUGAUUGUAUUUUUAAGAGAUUGGAUAAAUGCAUGGGUAAUCAGUUGCUACAAGCAAAGUAUUCUAGUGUAGGUAUCAAUCAUCUGAUCAGGAAUGGGUCAGAUCAUGCUCCUAUGUUAAUUUCUUAUACAGGAGACAAUAGAAGUAUCAAAAAACCUUUUAAGUUUUUGAAAUUUUGGGUAAAUAAUGAAGGUUUUAUAGAGUUGAUUAAACAAAAUUGGACAGCUGAUUUUAUGGCAAAUCCUUUCAUACUUUUUCAUCAUAAACUGAAAAAGGUGAAAGCAGCUUUGGUACAAUGGAGUAAAGCAACUUUUGGGAAUAUAUUCCAAGAAAUUGAGGCUCUUGAAGAGGUCAUUAAGGCAGAAUUAAAUAGAUAUUUACAUCUAGAGGAAGAAUUUUGGAAACAGAAAGCUGGGAUGCAGUGGUUUCAAGAUGGGGAUAGAAAUACAAAAAAAUUUCAUGCUUAUGUUCAGGGGAGAAGGAAAAUGAUGCAAAUAAGAAGAAUUCAUGGGGCAGACGGGAAUUGGAUAGAAGAAGAAGAGGGAAUAAUUGAUGAAGCCAUCAGAUUCUACACUGCUCAAUUUACAAAGGAAGAAGAUCCAAAAGAUUUUGAAAUUCUAAAUCACUUGCCCAGAAUGAUUUUUGAGGAAGAUAAUUUGUGGUUUGAAGCAGAACCAACUAAAGAAGAGGUGAAGGCAGUGGGUUUUCAACUAAAUGGAGAGAGUGCAGGAGAACCUGAUGGUUUUACUGGUGUAUUUUAUCAAGUUUGCUGGGGAAAUUAUUGGAGAGGAUGUUACCAAUAUGAUAAAGGCUUUCUUUUGUGGAGCAGAACUGCCCAAUCUGGAUUUGUUAAAGAUAGAAGUAUUGUGGAGAAUAUACUGUUGACUCAAGAAAUUGUGCCUGAUAUAAGGCUGAGGACAAAAGAUGCAAAUGUUAUAAUUAAGCUGGAUAUGGCAAAGGCCUAUGACAGGCAACAAGGUUUCUUCCAAUCUACCAGAGGAGUAAAGCAAGGGGACCCUCUUUCCCCUACUUUAUUUAUCCUAGCAGCUGAGGUCUUAUCUAGGAGUCUGAAUGCAUUUCAUCAGAAAAUCCAGUUUAAGGGUUUUGGUGUGCCUAAAUGGAGUCCAAAAGUAAAUCAUCUUGCCUAUGCUGAUGACAUGAUCAUCUUUACUUCAGCAGAUGUGGUAUCUUUGCAAAAGAUAAUGGGGAUUUUGAAGAAUUAUGAGCCGACUUCUGGUCAAAAGAUUAAUAUGGACAAAAGUGCUGUUUAUAUGCAUAAUAAUGUCACAGGGGACAUUAGUAUCACAGUUGAGAUUGUAACUGACAUUAAUAGAAAAGAAUUUCCUUUUAUGUAUUUGGGUUGCCCUAUUUAUCAUUGUAGGAGGAAGAAGGAAUUCUUUAAUGCUUUGAUCCUUAAAAUCAUGAAUAGAUUACAAGGCUGGAAGGGUAAAAUGUUAUCAUUUGGAGGAAGGGCAAUUCUUAUUAAACAUGUGCUUCGUAUGUCAAUACACAUGUUAUUAGCUGUUAACCCUCCUAUUAGGAUCAUUAGGCGAAUUCACAAGAUGUUUGCUCAGUUUUUUUGGAGCAAUACUAUUGGGGGCAAGAGCAGACAUUGGGUGGCUUGGAAUAAAUUGUGUGUUCCAACUCCAGAGGGGGGCCUAGGUUUUAGAUCCCUUCAUGAUGUGUCUUUGGCACUUUUUUGUAAGCUCUGGUGGAAUUUCAGGACAAAACCUACCUUGUGGAGUGCUUAUAUGACUAACAAAUAUUGUAGGAAAGAACAUGCUAUAGUGGUACAAUGGAAACAGGGGUCACAGACCUGGAAAAGAAUGUUAGAAGCCAGGGACUUAAUAGAACAUCAAAUUUGGUGGCAAGUUAGGAAAGGGGAUUCACAGUUCUGGUUUGACAAUUGGACUGGAUCGGGAGCUUAUACUAUGUAA
Messenger RNA from Lycium barbarum (goji berry), 2634 nucleotides. RefSeq lists its product as uncharacterized. The coding region runs from base 1 to 2634 and encodes 877 amino acids. The transcript has 5 exons. Lineage: Eukaryota; Viridiplantae; Streptophyta; Magnoliopsida; Solanales; Solanaceae. The record is from RefSeq and is a predicted model, not a curated record.